Messenger RNA from Candida dubliniensis CD36, 843 nucleotides. RefSeq lists its product as uncharacterized. Lineage: Eukaryota; Fungi; Ascomycota; Pichiomycetes; Serinales; Debaryomycetaceae. The transcript has a single exon. Bases 1 to 843 code for a protein of 280 amino acids. Gene Ontology annotation, biological process: rRNA processing; ribosomal small subunit assembly. Gene Ontology annotation, molecular function: nucleic acid binding. Gene Ontology annotation, cellular component: CURI complex; UTP-C complex. The record is from RefSeq and is a predicted model, not a curated record.
AUGUCACCUACAGAAAUAAAAGGGUUUUAUGUGUUACCUCUUAAGUUAACAGGCACGAAAUCAAUACAUUAUAUAUAUUUUAAAAAACAUGAACUGAAGAGCUCUUCCAAUGAUAACAGAUCAUUAUUCAUUUGCAAUUUGCCCAUAUCCACAGAUUUGUCUACUAUCAAGAAAUUUUUUCAGAAAAUAGCUAUAGGAUCUACAAUAGAACUGUUUAUAAACUCACUUUUGACAGAUUAUCCCGAGGACAUAUGGAUUAACUUAACCAAACUAACAUCGGACUUGGAUUUGGCUGAUGUAGUUGACGAACAAGCAAGCAAGUUGCCCAAAAACUGUGGUAUUGUGACAUUUAUAGAUAAGGCCUCUUUCACACUAGCCUUCAACUCGUUGAAAAAAUUGUCAUCUAGCCUUACUGAGUGUGAGUGGCCGAUACAACAAUUCACAUCAAAUUACUAUUUGAAUAAGUAUCAAAAGCAAAUACUAGACCCAAAAAGCUUAACUGAAGAGGUCUCCCAAGCAUUAACAGAUUUUGACAAAGCAGAACAACAGUCAAUUGAAGAAUUGCAACUGCAAAGAAAUUUGGUUGAUGAAGAUGGUUUCACUUUGGUGGUUGGUAGUCAUAGAAAAACCAAGGCAGGUAUUUUGGGCAAACAGAAAUUAGCAUCAACUGUCGGGGUUGUAAAAGCUCAAUCAAAGAUGAAAAGUAAAGAAAAGCAAGACUUUUAUAGAUUUCAAUUGAGACAACGAAAGAAGGAAGAAAUGAAUGAGUUGUUGAACAAGUUCAAAUUGGAUCAAGAAAAGGUCAGAAUGAUGAAGGAAAAGAAAAGGUUCAGACCAUAUUAG